CGGCGCUUUGAGGACGGGCGAGGAAAGUCUUCCUCUCUUACGUCGAUUAAUUAAAUUAUUUCGGUUUGCAGUAUUUGGAAAGGAGAGGGACAUUUCAAAGUUGACUAACUCUGCACAUCUUUAGUAUCGCCAUUUUGAUUGCUUUCCGGAACAAGUUUGCCUGUUCCUUUUUCCCCCUCAGCCCAUCAUCUCCAUUCACCAUCAUCAGUAUGUCUCGGCGUAAGCAGCCCAACCCCAACAAAGUCAGACUGUAAGCAGUGUGUGUUUGCUGGGCACGUGAGGUGUGUGGUGAGGUGAGGUGACCUGCACCCCGCUCAUCUGUGGCCAUCUUUAGCACCUGUAUCUGUGGAUGGUGAUGGAGAAUGGUCCAGAGAACAAGUUAUCAGGGGAGGAAGCUGCUCUCACAAUGACCACCAGAGAGAAGGAACCAGAAGAAAAGUGCAAUGACCUCUACACAGAAGACCUAGCUGAACACAGAGUGAGAGAAGAUAUAGCCAUGAGUUGUGACGAUGGAGCAGCGGGUGCUCAUGACGUGUUGGAGGAGACAUAUGGGGUGGACCUCUCCUCCAUCAACUCAAUGAUGUCCACUGUGAUGGGUGUGUCCACACUGAGCGGCUCGGUGGUGGAUUCAGCCUCAUGCACCCCCACAAAGAGUCCUGUCCACAGCAAGUCCAUUAACAGCAGAUCCCCUACCAUCAGCCGCGCAGCAAGAAAGAAUCCGGAAGCCAAAGAGGAUGGUACAUCUUUCAUCUGCCCUCUAUGUGACAAGGAUUGCUUAACCCAGCAUCAACUCACUACACACAUCCGCCAGCACAAUCAGGACAAUGGUGCAGCUGACCACUCAUGCAGUAUCUGCGGCAAGUCCCUGAGCUCAGCCAGCUCACUGGACCGUCACAUGCUGGUCCACAGCGGUGAGCGGCCCUACAAGUGCUCUGUCUGUGGACAAACCUUCACCACCAACGGCAACAUGCACAGACAUAUGAAGAUUCAUGACAAGGAGCCAGCCGGCCCCAUUCCCAUUAGUCCACCCUCUCCCACAAAGCGCAGACGUGCCUCAGCCAAGAGGAAGGGUAGUCAGGAUGAGGAUGGAGAGCAAACGGAGAAAGCCAACAACAACAUGGUGUGUGUAUCUGAAGAAAAGGAUACUGAAAAUGCUUCUCAGGACAAAGGUGAAGAUGACAAGCUGCCCUGCCCUAUUUGCUUGAAAGCAUUCAGAUGUAAGAGCGACCUAGAGACCCACAUGGAUACACACCCGGACUCUAGCCUAAGGUGUGAUCUCUGCUGUCUCUCAUUCCGCACUCACCGCAGUCUUCUACGUCACAAUGCCACCACCCACCACCAACUUCCCACAGAUUCCAGCGGCCAGCCUUUUAUCCAGAGUAACCCAUCCAUUUCCCUCGGUUUCAAUGACCUGGCCUUCAUCGACUUUUCUUGCCUCAAGUUCCCUCAGAUUGCACAGGUUUGGUGUGAAACCAACUUGCGUCGGUGCACCAGCAAAUUCCACCGCUUUGUGUGUGAUGAGUGUGACAAGGCUUUCCCUCUUCAAUCUGCUCUUGACCUGCAUAAAGACACCCACAUACAAAAAGAUGGCUCACCUGACCCUCCCCCCUCUCUUGGAGCUGAAAAAGCAGAGACCCCAUCACCUGAUCAGUUCUCUUUUAUGGGCUGUCUGGGCCUGCAGCACAUUUCCAUGGUCAAGCCUACCCCUUCUGAGGAAGAAGCUUACCAGGCGAAGUUGGACAGCAUACGGGUCAUUUAUGUGGAGCAGCCCACACCCUCCUUGCCACAAGAGGGUCAUGUCAUGACAGGGCUGAGUGGGAUGGGUUUUCACCUUUUGGACUCAUUGUCACUCCAGAAUCUCUCACAGCGCGAGGCUCUAAGCAUCCUAUCCCUCAAGCCAUUCCAGGGAGGGUUUGUUCUUCAGCCAGAUGCGGGUGCUGUAGCCAAGCCCAUGUGUGGAGAGGAUGGUCUAGAGCUGGCUGACAUCCAACAGAUCCUGAAGGUGGCAUCUGCGGCACCUAACCAGAUUGCACUGCCCACCUUGUCCAAGGCACCAUGUAGUACUACGCAGGCAGCUGGUCACAAGCAGAUGCCUCCUCUCAAGCCCAAGCCACUGGUGACUCCGCGGACCAAUAUGAGUGCUUCUACCCCUCCCUCACUGAUCACUACACAACAGGCUUCACUUGGCUGCAUCAGUCCCAAUCUGCCUCCCCCAAAUAGUCAGCUACUCCGUAACUCUAGGGAAAUGUCCAACGCUUUGUCUUCCUCCUCCGCUGUCUCUGGUUGUCAGGUGUCUUCAGAAAGAAUGCAGAUGGAGGCAGACUGCAUGGGUGAUGCUCAAAUGCCACAGGAGUCGAAUGAACUUAAGAGUGAGGCAGGCAUGGGUGCUGAGGGUGGAGAAAAGAAGGCCUCAGGCUCAGGGGCCCAGAAGGCAUCCUAUCCUUGCAGGUUCUGUAACCAGGUCUUUGCCUUCUCUGGUUUGCUGCAAGCCCACAUGCGCUACCACUUGGGGAUCCUGCCCCGCCAGUGCAACAUUUGUGACUAUGUAGCACCCGACAAAGCCACACUGAUUCGCCACCUGCGCACACAUAGUGGUGAGCGGCCCUAUGUUUGUCGUGUCUGCCAUUAUCCCUUCACUGUCAAGGCCAACUGUGAGCGUCAUUUGCGCAAGAAGCAUAUGAAGAACACACGAAAAGAGAUUGAGAAGAAUAUCAAGUAUGUCACCUCCACCUCUACAGCCUUCUCACCAGUUUCUACCCAAGAGGCCACCCUGGAGCAGGUGGGGACCGGCGAGACUGUUUGUCGCUUCUGUGGGGAGGAUCUGAAAACCUACCGAGCCCUACAGAUCCACCUCCGUACCCACAGUGGUUGUCAGCGCAAGCCUUUUGAAUGCCGCCGCUGUGGGGCUGCUUUCCUGACCAAGAGAAACUGCAUCCACCACCUACUCAAAGGGCACCCUGAGAUCCAGGAGCAGAUUGAGGAGCAUAUAGCUAUAAUACCAGCUGGAACUGCCUUGCAACCAAGACUUAAUUCCCAGCCGGUCAAUGGCCUGUCUGCCUCCUCCACAUCUCCUAUUGUGGUGCCCAUUCUCCCUGUGAAGAUGGAAGAUCUCAGCUUCUACAGUGGGGAGCUUGAACAGCCCCUAGACUUUUCAAACAAACAUGUUGGAGGAAGCAAUACUGAAUUGCCACAGAUAAAAGUAGAGGGUAGCAUCUCCUCUCUAUUAACCGAUGACUGCAACAUGGAGCCUAUUGACCUUUCCAUACCAAAGAACCCAGAGAAGCGAAUGAAGAUGGAGAUGACCGUUUCAGCGCUGGAACAAAGAGAGUUCAAGAAGGAGACCUCAUUCAUUAGCCCCCUAGACCACAGUGUGAAGCAGACCCUACAGAGAGAGAAGGAUGAGAAGUUGUUGCAGCAAGGGGGCUACCAGACGCCCUUGGCUGUUGCCUCAGCCCUCAGUGUAGGGGGGCCUGCUGGUCGGGCCCUACGACUAAAACCUCUACUGCCCAAACCAGUCUCCUCAUCCACUUCCUCCUCCACCCUGAAAGAGUUGCCACCACUAGCCUCCAUAGCCCAGAUUAUCUCCUCUGUGUCAGGAGCUCCGGAUCUUCUGAAGAGAGACUCUCUUAGGGAGAACAAUGGCAGCCCUAACAUGCAAAGAGAGAGAGACUCGACUGGCAAAGUAGAGUCAGCCUCCCAGGACGGCUUGUUGGAUGAGCUUCCCUUGGAGGGAGCAGCUAGAAGGUGCAGGAAAAGACCUGUGAAAAGCAUGAAGGGUGCAGACAUAAACAAAGGAAGCACAGGCAGUAGUAUUGAUCUUGAGUCCGGUGGUGAAUUUGCCAGUAUUGAAAAGAUGCUAGCCACAACCAACACCAACAAGUUUAGUCCCUACCUGCAGUCAGAUGAUUUAGAAGUUGGUCAGAAGGAGGGAGAUGUUUUACGUGAGAAAAGUGAAAGGAAUGAAGAGAAACAGCAGCUGCACCCUCAGAAAGGUCAACAGCUGUGCAAGCACAACCCAGCUCCAAGCCAGCUGCAGCAACCACCAAAGGGGAAGAAGAAUGCCUACUCAAACUCUGUGCAGAAGAUGACCUGUCCUUUCUGUCCAAGAGUUUUCCCCUGGGCCAGCUCCCUGCAGAGGCAUAUGUUGACACAUACAGGUCAAAAGCCAUAUCCAUGUCCCAAAUGCGACGCUUUUUUUUCCACAAAAUCUAACUGUGAGCGUCACCUGUUGCGUAAACAUGGCGUGACCAAUAGAGUGCUGCGUCGCAAUGGUGUCUUGCCAAAGGUCAAAGAAACUGAAGAGGGUUCACCUGAGAGUGCAGAGAGUAUGUCUGAAACAGAGCUCCCCACAGCAGAAGCUAUGGAUGAGAGUGGAGCUGACCAUUGUUCCCAGUUCACCAUCCCUGGAACUCAGCAGCCUUCCCCUCCAACAGCCAUUUCUACUGAUGCUACCACCCCCAGUGCUGACAAAGACUGCACAAAGCAGGAGGAAACUGAGAUGCUGACAGACCUUGCACAGGAUAGCACAAACCUCCCUACCACCCAUGACAAUGAUGAUGAUGCCCACAGCAGCAAGAGCCUAGACUUCAAUUUUGCCAGCAAACUGAUGGACUUCAAACUCUCAGAGCAUGGACCGCAGUCCCAAACAUACACAGCAGAUGGAGGCAGUGAGAAGAAUGUAGCAGUAGAGAUAGAGGAGUCAGCACCACCUCCAGAAGACACCAAGCACACCUGCAAGACCUGUGGGAAAAGUUUCCGUUAUGCUGCUACACUUGCCCGACACGAGAAGGCUCACGUCUGUGAGAGCAUUAUUGGGAGCCAUUACAAAGAAGAUAAGAACAAUUGCAUAGCAAUAAAAAGGGAGGAGGAGGAAGACAUGGAAGCUGAGGAGGACAAGAAAAGUGCAGCGGAGAACAGUAUGGAGAGUGGCUCAGAGGAAGAGGAGGAGGUGGACCAGAGUGAUGAGGAAGGCUUAGAACCAAAGGACAACGAGGGGGAUACUGGAGGGGAGAUCAAGGCAGACAAGAGGAAGAAGGUCUGCAAUGUGUGCAGCAAGCGCUUCUGGAGUCUACAGGACCUAACCAGACAUAUGCGUUCUCAUACAGGAGAGCGGCCGUACCGGUGCACUACUUGCGAGCGCACCUUCACCCUGAAGCACAGUCUGGUUCGCCACCAGCGCAUCCACCAAAAACCUCACAGCGAGGUGACCAAUGGUGGGGGGUCGGCAUCGUCAGGGGGCUCCGCUAGUGAAGGAGAGAGCUCCCAACCUGGCACCAGCCCCCAUUCUGACAAUGAGCAGGAGCAGGAGAGUGAGCCGACUGAGAAAGUAAGUGAGGUGCUUGCACAAGUCAGCACUGCAGAGGACCCUCGAGAAGCCCCCAAAGUGGAGGACCCAGCAGAGACCUCGAGCACUGAGGCUGAGCCAGGAUCACGGGUUAAGGAUGAUCCUGAGCCAGAUACUGUUUCUGAAAUGCCUGAGGAAGCUGUGCAAAAAGAAGGUGUUCUCCCCUCUAAGACCUCCCCUCAGCCAGAGCCAGAGGAUUCAGUGGAUGAUACCCCCAGUAAUGGUUUCAUCCAGGGACUACUUGAGAUCCACACUGCUAAGCCUUCCCUUGAGCACAUGCUGCCAGCUGCUGAGCAUCCCUUUGUGAGGGUGGAUUAGGGGAAGACUCCAAAUUUAUUUUGAGGUGCUCUUUUUUUCUAUGCAGUGAAACGUUUGCGGAUUUGCUGGACACUGUGCCAUACAAUGAAGUGUUGUGGAAACUUAAUAUAAACGGGACACAUCAGACGACCGUGUGAACUUUCAGAACUUAGUGGUAUUUCCAAGUGCCUUGCUACUUCUUUGGGCUCUGUCUGUAUCAGUAUGUGCUGAAUCGAUUUUUAAGCUCAGUAUUUUAUGAUUAUCUUUUUAAAUGACUUUACAGACGCAAUAAACAGAAUACCUAUGUUAAUGUUA
Molecule: messenger RNA, 5956 nt
Organism: Sardina pilchardus (European sardine)
Lineage: Eukaryota; Metazoa; Chordata; Actinopteri; Clupeiformes; Clupeidae
Gene: rreb1a
Product: ras responsive element binding protein 1a
Exons: 13
Coding region: 350-5662 (1770 amino acids)
Biological process (GO): regulation of transcription by RNA polymerase II
Cellular component (GO): nucleus
Molecular function (GO): DNA-binding transcription activator activity, RNA polymerase II-specific; RNA polymerase II cis-regulatory region sequence-specific DNA binding
Source: RefSeq, a predicted model, not a curated record